Colias croceus (clouded yellow) is the source of this 1326-nucleotide messenger RNA. RefSeq lists its product as uncharacterized. The coding region runs from base 238 to 774 and encodes 178 amino acids. The transcript is spliced from 6 exons. The record is from RefSeq and is a predicted model, not a curated record. Lineage: Eukaryota; Metazoa; Arthropoda; Insecta; Lepidoptera; Pieridae.
UUGUCAGGCGCUUUCAUAGUCCAGACAUACGAUCAUCGACGACCGGUACAAACGUACGGUUGAUGCGCAAUAAUACGGGCUGUGUUUCGUGCUUUGCUAAACAGUUUUCGUUACUAAUAAUCCCAGUGUGUUAGUGCUAACUACGGUACCGCUUCUCUGGUUAAAAUUAGAGAAACCAUGAUACGGUAAAGCAAGCUAACGAGUUAAUGAUAUUUUAAAAGAAAUAAAAGAAACAAGAUGAAGCGCUUACAAAGAUGUUGUUGCUGUGCCUCUACCCGCACCGGCACCCUAAUAACGGCCACGUUGGGCAUAAUUCUAUCAAUCAUUACGAUCAUCACAAUAUGGGUGGCCAACAAACACAAUGUUUCCUACAGGACCUUCAUAUUCGCUGAGGACUUUGACAAAAAGCUCGCUGACAUGGACAUUCCAAGAAUUAUACUCACUGUCAACCUGUGCUUUACGAUCCUUAUAUGUGGACUUCUCAUAGUAGCAGUUCUAAAGACAUCGUACUCGAGACGGUCCUGGUUAAUGCUGCCAUGGGUAGUGCUGGGUAUAGUUCUGGCAAUUGGUCUGUUGAUCAGUGUUCUUCACACCUCAAUCACAUACUAUCUGGAUGAACAGGAUCACGCCAUUCUCGCUACGUGUAUAUUAAUCGGUGGACUUAUCUAUUUAUGUAUUUACCUCUACCUAUGGGCAGUGGUCUUCAGUCAUUACUUGGACGUCCGCGACGAAGAAGAGCGUGGUAGAUACCGCAAGGCUCCCUACAAACGAUAGACUAAAUACUACUCAUCAUUUUUUAUCCAGUCAAAUUUAAUUUAAGUAAAGACUAAUUUAUAAUUAUAUAGGAGAUAUAUUAUUACAAUUGCCUGCUAAUAAGUCAUGUGAAAUUUUGUUGUUUUAAUGGAUUUAUAAAAAGAUAAUAAUUAGAGUUUUACUAAUUAUUAAUUAAGUUGAAUGAGAGAAAAGAACACUGCAGAAUUAUCAGAGGAUAAUAUAAAAUCCUAAUCACGCACCAAAAACUGUUUUACAAUGUAAUAGAGUUUAUUUUUGUAUAAAACUGCUAAUAUAUGCCACAAAUGUUGAAUAUUUAAAGAUGUUUAUUCUUUAUAAGAAAAACUGUAUAUUGAAAUGAAGUUCUCUGACAGCUAAAUACCAAGUGCCUUAACUUUAAAGUUACCGCAUAAAAUAUUUUACAAUUUUGUUACAAUGUACUGAUAUAAAUAAAACAACUAAUUUAAUAUAAUGUACAUGUUAUAUUAUAAUCUAAAUGAUCUGUUGAACGAUGCAUUUUAAAUGUGUGAAUGAAUAAAUAUUAUUUAUUUUUUA